AUGAGUUUAGAAAAUGUGGAUAAUAAUGAAGAAAAGUUUUAUACUAAUGCCGUAAAUUAUUGGUCUGAGAUUCCGGCUACUAUAGACGGUAUGUUAGGAGGAUUUGGUUUCAUUUCCCAAACGGAUAUAAAAGGCUCUAAAAUGUUAUUAAACCAGUUAUUUAACUCCAAAGAUCCCCCAGAAAAACAUUACGCUUUAGAUUGCGGAGCAGGUAUAGGCAGGAUUUCCAAAUUUUUGUUAACUGAAACGUUUGAAAAAGUUGAUAUGGUGGAACAGAAUGAAGAUUUUCUCCAACAAGCUAAACAAUAUUUGGGCCCAAAAGUCGAUAAAAUAGGCAAUUUUUAUCCAGAAGGCUUGCAAAAUUUCCAACCAGAAACAGGAAAAUAUGAUGUCAUAUGGAUUCAAUGGGUUUUAGGUCAUUUGACUAAUGCAGAUUUAAUUCAGUUUUUAAUAUCAUGUGGGAAGGGUUUGAAGAAGAAUGGUGUCAUUGUGAUAAAAGAAAAUGUAACAUCCUCAGAUGAAAUAGAAAAAGAUGAACAGGAUUCUUCAAUAACUAGACCUUUACGCCAUUACCAUACAAUAUUUCAGAAAGCAAAGUUAGAGUGUUAUAGACAAUUGAAACAACAAAAUUUUCCAAAAGGAUUGUUUCCUGUUUACAUGUUUAUACUUAGACCAAGUGGUGAUAUUCUCAAUGAGAUGUCGCAUGAAAAUAAUUUAGUUAAAUUAGAAAAUGUUCAUGAUAAUUGUAAAAAAGAUAAUGUAAUUUGUGAAACUAUUAUUCAACAUGACAGUGAUCUUAAAGAUAAAAAUGCCACAUCUUCUGAUAUUGUUGAAUUUAAAAAUAGUACAAAUAAUGAUGAAAACAAAAUUAAUAUAGAAAGUUUAUUAAAAUUUGAUGAUUCUAUGAAAACGUCACUAGACAACCAGUAA
Messenger RNA from Psylliodes chrysocephalus, 930 nucleotides. The record is from the annotation of a GenBank genome assembly. NCBI's taxonomy places the organism in Eukaryota, Metazoa, Arthropoda, Insecta, Coleoptera, Chrysomelidae.